This is a messenger RNA of Synchiropus splendidus (mandarinfish), 5673 nucleotides long. RefSeq names its product muscarinic acetylcholine receptor M4-like. The record is from RefSeq and is a predicted model, not a curated record. Gene Ontology annotation, cellular component: plasma membrane; synapse; dendrite. Gene Ontology annotation, biological process: chemical synaptic transmission; G protein-coupled receptor signaling pathway, coupled to cyclic nucleotide second messenger; adenylate cyclase-inhibiting G protein-coupled acetylcholine receptor signaling pathway. Bases 554 to 2161 code for a protein of 535 amino acids. NCBI's taxonomy places the organism in Eukaryota, Metazoa, Chordata, Actinopteri, Syngnathiformes, Callionymidae. Gene Ontology annotation, molecular function: G protein-coupled serotonin receptor activity; G protein-coupled acetylcholine receptor activity. The transcript has 7 exons.
UUUCCCCAUCCCCUUCUGAUCCUCUUCCCUUUUCACACACUCUUACCCUCAGAUUUAUAUUUCAUUUUCUCCCCUUCUUUCCUGCUAUCCCUCUCUUCAUUACACCCCCUGCAUCCUUCAUUCUCCUUUUCAUUUCUCUCAAAUCAGAUCUUAUUCUUUUCGGGGUCACCUCCGAACCAUCAUCCGGCAGUGUUCUGCUGCCCAUGUCUACCUGCCGAGCUCUUUUUUUCUCUCCUUCUCUCUCACUCUUCCUCUCUCCUCCUUCCACUCUCUCACUCCCUCUAUGUCCUCCCUCUCAGUUGCGCAGAGAGCAAAUCUGGCAUGUUGGUAGAAGCGCCAACAAAUUACCGGGGGAGACAUUAUAUAUAUAUUUUUUUCUCUUUUUUUUUCGCCAUCACAAAUAGUGGAUGACUAAGAGAAACAUUCAGCCAAACAAAAACUACAACUCUGGAGAGUAUGUGGACAAGGCAUGAGACAGUCAAGGUUCUGAAAGGAGCUUGAAAGGAGAAAACUUGUGGAGAACAGUUGGCGCUGCUUCACAGAAACAUGCAAUAUGAGUAAUGCCACUGUUGGAACUGGUGGACUUCAGCCACCGUGGAACUUCACAGGCUCGUCGUUCAACCUGACAGUUGAAUCUUCCUUCAAUUCAACGUGCAACAUCAGCACAAAUGACUCGACGGCUUGCCCGGUGGUGGAGGACGGUAUGGCGACGGGGCGCUCCUACAAAGCCUUGGAGAUGUUUUUCAUCGCCUUCGUCACCGGAUCUCUCAGUUUUGUAACCGUUACUGGAAAUAUUCUGGUCAUGCUCUCCAUCAAAGUCAACCGCCAUUUACAAACCGUGAAUAACUACUUCCUGUUUUCUUUAGCAUGUGCUGACUUGAUCAUUGGUGUGUUCAGCAUGAAUCUCUACACUGUUUACAUCAUUGUGGGCUCCUGGCCACUGGGACCUGUGGUCUGUGAUCUCUGGCUCGCGUUAGACUACGUCGUGUCGAAUGCUUCGGUGAUGAAUUUACUGAUCAUCAGUUUUGAUCGAUACUUCUGUGUGACCAAGCCACUCACCUACCCGACACGAAGGACAACAAAGAUGGCGGGUUUGAUGAUAGCCGCAGCCUGGAUCUUGUCAUUUAUCCUUUGGGCUCCAGCGAUCUUGUUCUGGCAGUUCAUCGUCGGACAAAGGACGGUGCCCCACGGCGAGUGUUACAUUCAGUUCCUGUCCAACCCUGCAGUCACCUUUGGGACAGCCAUCGCAGCCUUCUAUCUCCCCGUGGUUAUAAUGACGGUCCUGUACAUCCACAUCUCCUUGGCCUCCCGGAGCAGGGUCUCCAAACACAAACCAGAGAAGAAAGACAAGAAGGGAAUAAUAACUCCCAGCUUGAUCAAAAGUCACCUGCUAAAACAGAACAACAACAACGAGACAAGCCCUCAGCCAAGCCCUCGCUGCUCCCAAAAGCUCAGCGUCGACUGUGCUACUGCUGAGAGGGACGUCCUCAAAAACGGCGGAAUCGAUGACGCUGAACCAGGCCAGCCUCAUCCUCAUCCUGCAACUCAGCCUAGCCCAGGACUUACCCAGGAGGAGAAAGAGAGCUCCAACGAUUCCUCAACAGCUUUUAUUCCUUCAACAGGAGCAAAGGCCAACACAGAGGCUGCAACCAACUCCAACACCAUUUUGACAUUGACAUCAAGCAAUCCCUGCGUGUCGAAAAUAAACCCGAGUUCCAGGUGGUCCAAGAUAAAGAUUGUGACCAAGCAUUCAGGAGACGAGUGCAUCACUGCUCUGGAGAUCGUGCCACCAGUGGAUGGAGCAGAGAGGAGAUCCAUACCCAUCAGCAGACCUCGCACUGUGGCCAGGAAGUUUGCAAGUAUUGCACGGAGCCAAGUCAAGAGGAAGCGACAAAUGGCAGCGCGGGAAAAGAAAGUCACCAAAACCAUAUUUGCCAUCCUGCUGGCUUUCAUCAUCACAUGGACACCCUACAAUGUCAUGGUGCUGAUCUCCACCUUCUGCCAGUCGUGUGUUCCAGACACUGUGUGGGCCAUCGGCUACUGGCUGUGUUAUGUCAACUCCACCAUCAACCCAGCUUGUUACGCGCUUUGCAACGCCACCUUCAAAAAGACUUUCAAGAACCUCCUUCUCUGCCAGUAUAAGAACAUCGGUACCAGAUGAGUUAAAAGGAGAGUGUGAUGCUUGGUGUGGGACUGAGGGGAGAGGUAUAUCAUUGUCACAAGAAAAUGAGGAGGAGACCGAAGGGGACUAAAGUAUGAGUGAAAACAAUGACAAAGAUAGACAGAUGGGUUUGGAAAAGCCGACUAGGCGGGAGAUUUGGUCGCAAGAGCAGCUCAAAUCCAUCUGCCUGUGCAUAUAUCUGUGCACAUUAAUGACAGUCAUAUCUACUGAUGCAUAUGAACGUAGUGUGGUCAUUAAAAAAAGAAAACAAAACAGCUGGGAAAAAAGAAAAAAUGUGCAAAAACAGAACAAAAAGCUUUUUUAAUUACAGCAACAGAGGGAUAGAACCAAUGAUACCAAAUGCCUCUGUUAAACAGAAGCCUAAGCAAGACACAUGACAGCAGGUUAGCCCACAGACUCGUGUGACCCAGUGAGGUCACCAGUAGGAGUUCAAGUCCCAGGCUCUACAUUCUGAGCUGUAGUCUCCUCAGAUAAAACUGUCAGGUAGUAAACAGGAAUAUAACCCAAAUAUCAAGAGCUGUUAGAGUCAAUAGACAGAGUGAGGUUGCGAUAAUGAAAAAAAAAUAUAUAUAUAUCCCCCCCACCAUGGACACAGUCUUACAAUAAUGGAAGGUCACUACAGGGUUGUAAAGAGUCUCACACUUACAGUACCAAGAUGGUGCAUGUACAUUCAACAAUAUCAUUCACAUUGUCCUGGUGAACCUGUUUUGGUCUGUUGUAUUUAAAAAAAAAAUCAAACAAUACAAAUGAGCAUGGGAAUAACUUUGGAAUAAAAUGCAAUGGUUUUGUAAAUAUAUAUUUAUAUAUAUACUUUUUCAUAUUUAUUUAUUUUUUUUUAAAAUCAACCCUUCAUUGUUCACGCCUGUCCAUGUAGUUUCCUUCCAAAUGUCCAGACCCAAAGUAUCUCGGUGGUUUGCAUUCAUUUGAUGGAUUGGUUUAAAUCACUUUUCAUCAGCAGCUGCCAUGGCAAGUGAGCGUCUCCACCAUCUUGGAGCCUCUCAAGUGACACCUCCUCGUCCUCCUUUCCUCUGUCCAUGAGCGUCAUUGGUUGUCUUCGUCAUCCUCCUUCAUUUGGGACACUCCUCAACAUGUCUGCCUGUCCUCACCACAGGUCGAAGGCAUUCAUCCUCUAGUUUUUAGCCUUCCUGGUCUCACCCAAUGAAAACCUGAGCGUCCGUGUCAGGCUGUGUCACCGCUGGCUCUCUAACCAGUCUGUCCAUCGCCAGAACUAGAACAUUGUCAUUGGAACAUUGUCAAGGCAAACCGGAGAUCAUCUAUCUGUCUUUGGACUGGACGCAGUAACUCUUUCCUUUAUCGAUCCCUCGCCUUGGUUUCCAGCAUUCUUUCUUCUUGAAAAUUGAUGAUAGAACACUUCUCACUCAAGCAGACAUGCACUCCAUCUUCAAGAUCUGAUUGGAAGGUCUAUUUGGAGCAGCAUGGACAAAGCGACAUAGACAUUCCAGUGGAUUUUGCAAAGCUCAUAUGUAAUUUCAGGUCGGAUUGUUGUGUUUAUGUAUUGUUUUUAAGACAACUGAUCAAUGUGUCGUGGUGUUGGGGUGGGUCACUCCCUUUCAAUGAAUCUGUUGUUCCAGUAAAGAUAUUGUUGCAGCUGUGCGUUGGUCCAAAUGCAGCUAGACCUACUGAGCCAGGCCAAAAAAAAUGGGAAAGGAGGCUAAUGCUGCUGCACAAAUGUCUGCAACACUUCAUUAUAUUGGAGACACAAGACGGGACGGUCACACAAGCCAGAGCUCUGGAGAGAUCGCAGGAUAUUGAGACAAAGACGAACAUGAAACACAACGUUUUUCGAGAACAGUGGUAGGAGGGCCAGUUGGAAACUCUGAGGCAAGGAAACAGAAGAUCAGAGGACAGAGUUGUCGGGACAACCGAGCCAGAAAUGAGUUCCACGGACCAAACCACUACCACUACUCAGCUAAGGAAUCUGCGAUAUUUACAAAAUUGCAAAUUGUUUCAACCAAAAAUUUGUCUUGUCAAAGUUAACAAACAAUCUGAUACACUGAGAGAGGAAACAAAGGAAGGAAACUGUCAAAAUAAAGGCGGGACUGCAAGAUUGUUCAAUGGAGAUUUCAUCACUGAAAAGAUUGAACAGACCAUCUAAAGACGGAGAACACAGUUUUGAGUGAGCUUAAAAACAAUCGCCCACUUGGAAGCCAAAGUUAGAGCCAAGAACGUGAUGAUACACUCAGCGCCUGAAGACAUGGAAGCUGAUGACCUCAGGCUCUUCACAGAGGAGCUCACCAAGAACAAUGUGGGCUACAAUGAGGAUUUUCUGCUCAGAGGAUCGACCGGUAGAGGGCACCAGACCACGCCCCAUUCAUGUGAAAUUUCAACAGGAAGUGAAGAAAUCCAAGGUUCUCACGCCAGAAUGGCUGGUCAGAAAUGAGUCAGUCCAGGAGAACAUUCGACCACGAUGACCAACAAGUGGUUUAUAACGUCGGGAAGAAGCAAGCGGCAGUGAGAAAGAUGUAUUUGGAACUGAAGACUGAGGCAGGCAUCGUCUGCCCUGCAAUGCUGUGGCUAUACAGGGACGUGUGGUAAUCUACAAGACCCCACUGCCACAUCACCAAAGCAAGCAAUGAGGAGCACUGACUGACUGAGAGUUAGACAUUCAAAGGCCUUCAUAAAAAACGGUCAUCCAAGUGUCACAUCAUGGUUCAUCCAUGUUAAAGUGAUCAGUAUCUUUGCUAUUACUGUAUCCAUCACUGCACACUUAAGUGUACUAACAGAACUCUGCAAAUCAAUACGGACUGCUACUAAACCUGUCUGGGAAACGAUAUACAACAAUGAUAAGAGGUGUUCUUCUUCUCUCUGCUCCUUUUCCAUCCCUCAGAUCAAGUUGAUGACCGAAUUAUUUGUAUGUUUGAUGUGGGACUGAAAUAAACUCCCAUUCAUUCAUUCUUUCAUUCAUUCAUUCAAUGCCAAUUCUGAAGCCACCAUCCUCAUCCGGCAUGGGAAGAUUCCAGAAGACAACAAAUGGGGACAAGCAGUGCUCUGACACGACCAGUCCUGGUUUAAACAUGGGAAAACAAAGAAAUAGCAGUGAGUGUGCGCUCACUUUACCGUGCCUAUGGUCUGAUCACCAGACACUGAGAGCCACCGCCGUUGUCCAGUCAGCAACCUAUCUACCGAAAAAGAGCUAUUUCUGCAAAACAGCAAACCAACAAACCAUCAAAAAAGUAGUAACCUUUUUUUCCGAUAUGUUACAAAAACUGAAUAUAACUAACAGAAGUGUCCUUUUAAUUCAGCGGCGCCCAUUACAUUGAACACAACCAACCGGUCGAUCGGCCAGGCACAGGUAGAUCACACAGCCAUGCGCUGAGUUCGGGUCACCGAGUUCCUACAUAUGCCCGUGACAGCCGUCUCGCUGACGACCAGUGAGUCGCUGUUUGUCCCCGGUGUGUCCACCAUCAUCGCUUUUGACAAGAAAGCAACCCAUUUAAAGGUAUACAUCUGCCCUUUGACCUACAUCCGCC